This is a messenger RNA of Talpa occidentalis (Iberian mole), 3965 nucleotides long. It is a transcript of the gene FOXO6, whose product is annotated as forkhead box O6. Gene Ontology annotation, molecular function: RNA polymerase II cis-regulatory region sequence-specific DNA binding; DNA-binding transcription factor activity, RNA polymerase II-specific. The coding region runs from base 483 to 2159 and encodes 558 amino acids. The transcript is spliced from 2 exons. Gene Ontology annotation, cellular component: nucleus. Gene Ontology annotation, biological process: regulation of transcription by RNA polymerase II. NCBI's taxonomy places the organism in Eukaryota, Metazoa, Chordata, Mammalia, Eulipotyphla, Talpidae. The record is from RefSeq and is a predicted model, not a curated record.
GAGGCGCAGCCGGCGCUGAGCGCGGCGGGCGCGGGAGCGGGCGCUGGAGCCGGAGCGGCGGCGGCGUUCCCGGGGCGGCGGCGCGGGCUCCUGCACGGGCGCGGGCUCCGGCAUGGUGCAACCCGGCCUCGUCCCGGGAGAGCGGGGCCCGCGCGCGCGGCGGGCGCCGGGGGAGCGGCGCCGGCGGCGGUGGUGGCUGCAGGCGCGGGCAGGCGGCAGGUGCUAGGAGCGGAGCCGGGCGAGGUGCGUGCCCGCUGGGCUCCGGGGCCGCCGCCCCCUCGCUGCCCGCCUCUGUCCCUCCCCUCGGGCUCCCCGGCGCGCCCGGCCCCCUGUCUCCGCGCCCCGGCCCAUGGCGCCCCGCGGGUGAGCCGGCGCCGCCAGGGACCCCUCCCGCGGGCCUCCCCGGGGCGCGCAGAGCCCGGAGCCGCCCGCCCACCCUGCGCGGAGCCUCCCUCCCUCCCUCGCCCCAGCCGGGCGGGACCAUGGCUACGAAGCUGCGAGCGCAUCAGGUGGACGUGGACCCGGACUUCGCGCCGCAGAGCCGGCCGCGCUCGUGCACCUGGCCCCUGCCGCAGCCCGACUUGGCCGGCGACGAGGACGGAGCGCUGGGCGCGGGGGUGGCCGAGGGCGCCGAGGACUGCGGGCCGGAGCGCCGGACCGCGGCCCCGGCCAUGGCCCCGGCGCCGCCGCUGGGCGCGGAGGUCGGGCCGCUGCGGAAAGCGAAGAGCUCGCGGCGGAACGCGUGGGGGAACCUGUCCUACGCCGACCUCAUCACCAAAGCCAUCGAGAGCGCCCCGGACAAGCGGCUCACGCUCUCCCAGAUCUACGACUGGAUGGUCCGUUACGUGCCCUACUUCAAGGAUAAAGGCGACAGCAACAGCUCGGCCGGCUGGAAGAACUCCAUCCGGCACAACCUGUCGCUGCACACCCGUUUCAUCCGCGUGCAGAAUGAGGGCACCGGCAAGAGCUCCUGGUGGAUGCUGAACCCUGAAGGAGGGAAGACUGGCAAGACCCCGCGGCGCAGGGCCGUGUCCAUGGAUAAUGGGGCCAAGUUCCUGCGCAUCAAGGGCAAGGCCAGCAAGAAAAAACAGCUGCAGGCACCUGAGCGAAGCCCGGACGACAGCCCCCCGGGUGCCCCGGCCCCAGGGCCCGUGCCCGCCGCCGCCAAGUGGGCCACCAGCCCGGCCUCGCACGCCAGCGACGACUACGAGGCGUGGGCUGACUUCCGCGGCGGCGGGAGGCCCCUGCUCGCAGAGGCAGCUGAGUUGGAGGACGACGAGGCCCUGGAGGCCCUGGCGCCCUCCUCGCCGCUCAUGUACCCAAGCCCGGCGAGCGCGCUGUCCCCGGUGCUAGGCGCGCGCUGCCCGGGGGAGCUGCCCCGCCUGGCCGAGCUCGGAGGCCCGCUGGGCCUGCACGGCGGGGGCGCGGGGCUGCCCGAGGCCCUGCUGGACGGCGCGCAGGACGCUUACGGGCCGCGGGCGCGCGCCGGGACGCCCGCCUACUUCGGAGGCUGCAAGGGCGGCGCCUACGGCGGGGGCGGGGGCUUCGGGCCGCCGGCGCUGGGCGCGCUGCGCCGCCUCCCCAUGCAGACCAUCCAGGAGAACAAGCAGGCGAGCUUCGCGCCGGCCGCCGCGCCCUUCCGACCCGGGGCUCUGCCCGCGCUCCUGCCGCCCGCGCCGCCCGCGCAGAGGCCCGGCCCCGUGCUGGGCGCGCCCGGGGAGCUGGCGCUGGCCGGCGCGGCCGCCGCCUACCCAGGCAAGGGGGCGGCCCCCUACGCGCCGCCGGUGCCCUCGCGCAGUGCCUUAGCCCACCCCAUCAGCCUUAUGACGCUGCCCGGCGAGGCGGGCGCCCCCGGCCUGGCGCCGCCGGGCCACGCGGCCGCCUUCGGGGGCCCCCCCGGGGGCCUCCUGCUGGACGCGCUGCCCGGGCCCUACGCGGCCGCCGCCGCCGGGCCCCUGGGCGCCGCGCCCGACCGCUUUCCGGCCGACCUGGACCUUGACAUGUUCAGCGGGAGCCUCGAGUGUGACGUCGAGUCCAUCAUCCUCAACGACUUCAUGGACAGCGACGAAAUGGACUUCAACUUCGACUCGGCCCUGCCUCCGCCCCCGCCCGGCCUGGCCGGGGCCCCACCCCCCAACCAGAGCUGGGUGCCCGGCUGAGGGCCGCCUCGCCUCCGGUGCCCUUGGCGCCCCUGCCCCGCCCAGCCCCAAGGGGCCUCUGUCUUCCCAUCCUGAUUCCCGGGUCCCCACCCCUGAUUCCAGCUGCAUGGGAGGGUCCAGGAGGCAGCCCCCGCCCUGCUAGAGGCCUCCCGCAGAGCAGAAGCUGGCCACUGAGGGGGGGGGGAGGGCCCGGGGACCCCAUCAUUCCUGCCCCGGCUCCUGAGACCCUCUGCUUCCGCGGCCAGGCGGGGAGUCUGGGAGUGGAGGCUGAAAUCCAGGCAGGGUGGGUUGGUGAGGAGCCAGGAGCACCGCGCUGGUGUGGCCGGAGAAGACACCCGCCGGAGAUGGGGGCCGGGGACGUCUCCAAAUCUUUUCAGUUUUUUUUUGCGGGGUCCUCGCCGUGACAAAUCGCCCUCCCCAAACUCCGAUCGGAUUCCCCAGUGACACUUUCCCACUGGCCUUAGCCUCCCGCCAUCCCAAGCCAGGAACCCCCUUCCUAAAACACACUCACACCGACCUGUUGGCUGUUCAGCCAGGAGCUGUCCUUCAGCCCCAAGCACCCCGACUCCACCCCUACGGUUCAGCCCCAACCUCCCAAGCCCCAACUUCUCCGUCCUUUGUCGGAGUCCAUCCUGGUUUCCAGCCCUGCACCACUUCCCUACACAGGUCUCAGCCUCUCCAGAGGGCCUCAGCUCCGGAUCCACCCCCACCCAACACCCCCGACACCCCUUUCUUCGCACCCGUCCUGGCACCUCUCUCACCCGUAUUUAUAAGUGUCCGGUCGGGGCGGGCUGUGGGCGCGGCGUCCCCAGCGCAUAUCGUAGGCAGUGUACCGUGGCUGUGCCGUCAGCGUGUGCGUGUGCGUGUGUGCCGUGUCGAGGCCGUGUAGAGUGCAUUGUACAGCAUAUUUUCAUGAAUAAAAUUGUUUUAAAUAUUUCUCGCGCCUUGGGCUAGCAGGGGGGAAUGUGGGAAGAGGACAGUUGGGCCUGAGCGCCUAUGUGGUGGUGUGUCCAAGUAUGUGUCCACACUCCCUGGUACCUGCCUACUCAACACACAUGGUUAAGCGCCUGCUGAGCUCUGGGUGCUGGAGAUGACCCUGUGUGGGACUCUGCACCUGCUGCUGUGAACGCGUGCAUGCAGGAAGUUUCUGGCCUGGGGAAAUUCUGUCCUGAAUAAGCCUUAGAGAUUGGAGGGAAGGCAGAUACUUACCUAGAACCUGUUACUGUCAGGUCCUGAAUUAGGGAGGAUUUUUGUUCCUAUUGUACAGAUGAGAAAACAAGGUCAGAGGGGGAUAUAGCUUGGGAAGGCAGGGUGGGUGAUGGAAAGGAGGCCUUUGAAGGCGCACAGACUUCUUUUGGAAACUAUUCUCUGACAUUUGUCAGCGAUGUGACCCCAGAGAGGUUUCAACCUCUGUAGCCUUGCUGUCUUGGUCUGGACCAUAGGAUAAUAGAACCCAUCCCAUGGGUUUCUCCAAGAAGUAAAGGAGAAAAUUUAUCUAAAAUGCUCAUCUUGGGUCCUGUACUCAUUCAUUCGUGGGAGAUUUAAUGAGCCCCUGUUCUGUGCCAGGUCUGUAGAGUGUCACAGGCACUCUCUGCCCUCAAGAAACUUAGAAGAUUGAGCAGAGCAUGGAUGAAUAAAUAGGCAAUUAUAGAUGAGAGCUGUAAUGAAUGGGGGAGCCAAGUGGGUGUUGUGGGAAGGAAUGACAUGGCUGCACCCAUCCCAGGAUUGGGAAGUCAGGGGAGGUGCCUGGGAGAGGCGGUGCUGUCUCAGCUGUGUCUUGAAGGAUGAGUUGGCAUUGGGAGUGGA